Molecule: messenger RNA, 854 nt
Organism: Daphnia carinata
Lineage: Eukaryota; Metazoa; Arthropoda; Branchiopoda; Diplostraca; Daphniidae
Product: putative eggshell protein
Exons: 2
Coding region: 53-712 (219 amino acids)
Molecular function (GO): neuropeptide hormone activity
Source: RefSeq, a predicted model, not a curated record
UCCAGCAUUCCAGCAAAAAACAAACCCUUCAGCAGCAUUCUUAAAGUUUAAAAUGGCUAAAUUAACCACUUUAGCAGUACUUGUUGCUUUCGUAGCUGUCGUUAUGGCUAGUGACCAAUAUUCUUACAAAAAGGGAAGUGCCAGUUUUGAUGCUUCGUCGUACGACUACGACAAGAAAGCAAGCUAUGUACCUCGUUAUGGUUACGAGAAGAAGGAAAGCUACGGUUACCAUGCCGCGCCUUACGGCUACGGGAGAACACCAAGCUACGGCUAUAACGCCCAAGCUUAUGGUUACAACAAGAAGGAAAGUCAUGGUUAUCAUAGUGCACCUUAUGGUUACGACAGAGGAAGUCAUGGUUAUCGUUCCUCACCCUACGGUUACGCCAACAAAGGCUAUGGUUAUAACGCCCCUGCUUACGGUAACGCCAACAAAGGCUAUGGCUAUAACGCCCCGGCUUAUGGUUACGAGAAGAAAGGCGGCUAUGGGUACCAAGCUACACCUUAUGGAUACGAUAAGAAAGUGAGCUAUGGAUACAGUGCUCCGGCUUACGGCUCCGAAUGGAAACCAAGCUACGGGUACGGUAUACCGGCAUAUGGUUACGACAAGAAAGCCAGCUACGGUUACGAAGCCCCCGCUUAUGGCUACGAAAAGCACGAAAAGCACGAAAAGCCUAAAUCUUAUGGUACAGUUUAUUCAGCUGCAAGCUAUUGAAUUGUUACGCAGCCUGGCCAUCACUGACAACUCGCAUUCCCUAUCACUUGCUACGAUUUAAUUGUGUUCGAUUAUUUGAAUACGUCUGUUGCACUUUUCGCCCUUCUAUGUGUUUUAAAUUGCUAAUAUAAUGUUCUUAAUG